UUCCACCUCACCCACCAAAAAAACCCAAAGCAAAAGAGAAAUCCUCGCGGCUAGAGAAAAAUAUCACCAGCUUCCUGCCGUCCUCCUCCACUCCCACCAAAGCCACAAGGCCUCUCCCCCUCUCUCUACGUCUCUCGCUUUUCCCCUUUCCCCCAUGAGCAGCCGCCGCUGAUGGGCCCGCCCGCGCAGGACGCCGCCGCCUCCUCCUCGCCCUCCUCCGGCGGCUCCUCCCGCGGCUCCUCCCGGCGCAGCGGCGGCCCGCGCCUCGAGCGCCGCAACGCGUCCAAGCACAUCCCAUACCAGUACGACCAGGAGCUCUACUGCAGCUACCCGCCCUCCUCCCCGCGGGCCUCCUCCGGGCCGGCGGCCUCCACCGCGCCGGCCUCGCUCGCCUGCUCCGUCGACCUCUCCAGCUUCCGCAUCGGCGGCAGCGGCGACGGCGGCGGCGACGUCCAGCUCCUCUGCCGCAACCUCGGCCUCUCCGGCCCCGACGACUUCGCCAUCUCCAUCACCGACUGGGAGGCGCACAAGGCCUACCGCUCCUCCUCCGCCUCCACCUCCCCCUCCUCGUCCUCCCGCUCCAAGCCCGACCGCCCUCAACCGCGCGAGUCCCCGCUCCGCCCCGACCCCGCCGAGGAGGUCCCCGCCUUCUCUCUGGCCACUGAUUUCGAGCUCCCGCCUAAGAAAACCGCGCCAAUUGAACCACCAGCACGGCCGGCAUGGUUAGAUCCAGCGCGCCCGGACGCGAGGAAACCAGCCUGCGAGGGCGGGAUCAAGGGCGUCCGCCCGCCGCCCGUCACACUCAAGCCGCAGCCGACGAUGCUCAAGCCGCCGCCCUCCAUGGCGCGGCUACCCAAAGCCUGCCUGGCCGGUUCCACGUGGGACAUCCUCCAAUCGUUCGCGCCAGAGGAUGCCCAGCCCAUCAGAUCCGCUCGUGAUUUUGGAUGCGAGGACGCCGAGGACGAGGAGGACGAGGCGGAGGUGCUCACGCUGGACGACCUCAGGCUCGGGGACACCUCCGAGGAGUUCACCGGCAUGUCCUCCAUUUCCACCACCAACGACGACGAGACGGCCGACCCCAUGUUCUACAUCUCGCCCAACGGCAGGUUCAAGAGGAAGAUCCGGUCGUGGAGCCGCGGCAUGCUCCUCGGGAGCGGAUCCUUUGGGACCGUAUACGAGGGGAUCAGCGAUGAAGGCGUCUUUUUCGCGGUCAAGGAGGUGCCCUUACAUGAUCAAGGGAGCAAUGCUCAGCAGUGUAUUUUUCAGCUUGAGCAGGAAAUUGCACUCUUGAGUCAGUUUGAACACGAGAAUAUAGUGCAUUAUUACGGAACUGACAAAGAAGACUCAAAGCUGUACAUCUUCCUUGAACUAGUGACUCAAGGAUCUCUUGUGUCAUUGUAUCGGAAGUACCGCCUGCGAGAUACUCAUGUUUCGGCGUAUACAAGACAAAUUCUGAACGGGUUAACUUAUCUCCAUGAGAGAGACAUUGUUCAUAGAGAUAUCAAAUGUGCCAACAUACUGGUACAUGCGAAUGGAUCUGUGAAACUUGCAGACUUUGGUCUUGCCAAGCAGGCUAGCAAACUCAAUGUCCUUAAAUCAUGCAAAGGAACUGUAUAUUGGAUGGCACCUGAGGUCGUCAAUCCCAAGAAGACGUAUGGACCUGCAGCUGAUAUAUGGAGCCUGGGUUGCACGGUCCUAGAGAUGUUGACACGUGAACUUCCCUAUCCUGAUCUGGAAUGGACCCAAGCCCUAUACAGGAUCGGCAAGGGGGAACCACCAGCGAUUCCAAGUACUCUUUCAAAGGAUGCUCGUAAUUUCAUAAGCCAGUGCGUAAAACCGAACCCAGAAGAUAGACCUUCUGCGUCCAAACUGUUGGAUCACCCGUUUGUGAAUAGAUCAAUCCGGUCUGUACGGUCUAUGAGGACAUCUUCGCGGCCGAAUUCAUCCACACGUGGCGUGAUUGGAUAGAAUUGAGGACAACUGUAGAAUACUGGCAGAACUUGUGCCUGCUUAUCCUACCUGCAGAUAUCUUGCUAAUUAUUCGGAGCUGGCUGGAAAGAGGACGAUCAUUUUAAACAGUAUUGUCACCGGCAUCCUCGUAGCAUCUUGUGUUUAACAUUGCUUGAUUCUUUACCAUAUUUCCGGGGAAGAUGUUUUUGUGAUACGGCUAGUAUUCUUCUUCCCAGAGAUUAGAGCAAAUGCGCAUGGGAGCGCAUGAGUGUAGUGUAAAGUAGGAACGGACACGCUGUAAAUAUGCCGUGCUGUCAAUGUCAUGGUGUGGAAUGAGAUUCACUUGUUGAUCCUA
Lolium rigidum is the source of this 2305-nucleotide messenger RNA. RefSeq names its product mitogen-activated protein kinase kinase kinase 1-like. NCBI's taxonomy places the organism in Eukaryota, Viridiplantae, Streptophyta, Magnoliopsida, Poales, Poaceae. The transcript has 9 exons. The record is from RefSeq and is a predicted model, not a curated record. Bases 172 to 1968 code for a protein of 598 amino acids. Gene Ontology annotation, molecular function: protein kinase activity; ATP binding. Gene Ontology annotation, biological process: protein phosphorylation.